AGCUCCUGAUUGGUCGGUUAUCUUCCGCUCCGGACACGUGACUCGGAAGAUGGCUGCCUGCACCGCGAGUAAAGAUGGGGAGCAGGACAGCAUCCUGGAGCCGCUGUGUUUCCCGGAGUCGCCUGCAGGGGGCGGCGGCGGCGGCGCUGCGGGGGCGGAGCCUCUGCUGUGCCUGCUGUGCGCGGAGUCGGUGGGGCCGCGGGACCGGGACGUCCUGCUGAGACACGUCCUGCUGCAGCACCGGCUCGUCAUCGCCGACGUCAAACUGAUCGCAGACCUGCCCAAGUACCUGCUCUACUGGAAGGGCCGCUUCCUUGAGCAGCCGCUCACAGAUUUCUGCAGCGUCAUCAAAACCAACUCCACCGGGCCGGUCGAGAAACAGGAGGAGUACUUCCUGCUGUGCGACAUCCUGCCGGAGGACCGCCUCCUCCGAGAGAAGCUGCAGCAGAAACGCCUGGAGGAGAUCCUGGAGCAGCAGCAGAAGGAGCGAGACGACAGCAGCUUCCAGCGGCUCUGCAUGUUCUGCAGCGAGGAGUUCACUGGAAACAGGUCGUCUCUGCUGAACCACAUGGCGAGGGAGCACUCCUUCAGCAUCGGGCUGCCCGACAACAUCGUCUACUGCAACGAGUUCCUGGACGCCCUGCAGAGCAAACUGGACAAUCUGCAGUGUUUGUACUGUGAGAAAACCUUCCGAGAUAAAACGACGCUGAAGGACCACAUGAGGAAGAAAGCUCACCGCAGGAUCAACGCCGGCAACCGAGAGUACGACCGCUUCUACGUCAUCAACUACCUGGAGCUCGGGAAGACCUGGGAGGAGGUGCAGAGCGAGGACGACCGGGAUUUGGUGGAUGAUGAAGAUGAUGAUUGGUCGGACUGGCGGGCCCACCCGGUCUGCGCCGUGUGUCUGUUCUGUGAUCAGCAGUCAGAGACCAUGGACAAGAUCUACACACACAUGCAGGAGGCUCACGGCUUUGAUCUUCACAGGCUGCGGACAGACCUCAAUCUGAAGUUCUACCAGCAAGUCAAACUGGUCAACUUCAUCCGGCGGGAGAUCCACCAGAGCCGCUGCUACGGCUGCCAGGAGAGGUUUGGCUGCAGGGCCGAGGUCCUCGAACACAUCGUGGCCGCCGGUCAUGUGAUGAAGCUGCCUGAGACGUCGGCCUGGGACCAGCCGCAGUAUUACUUCCCCACCUACGAGAACGACGCCCUCCUGUGCACGCUGACGGACAGCGACGGUGAAAGCGGCGGGACGGACAGGAGCGAGGACGUCCCGGUGAUCGCCGAGGACAUUUCCAACCUGCACACGCUGAAGCAGACCAGCGUCCUCAAACAGCUGCUGAGGAACCGCAGCUCCUGCAGCUAGCGCCCCGCUCCGGAGGGACGGACGGGCGGAUGGACGGAUGGACGGAUUUCUGGGCGUUUUCACACUCGUCCUCUCGUCUGCGUCAGGGCGGUGCCGUGUCCACAAACGAACCCUCCUGCUGUGACUGUUUCUGCUGGAUGUUUGCGGCUGUGAUGAGUGUCGUCUCUCAUAAAGUGUUAAACAAACUCUGGGGCUGGAGAUGCUGAUGCUCGGGAUUGGUUCAGUUGAAGUGAUAAUACAGUCUUUUCCAUGUUGCCUGAUGUUUAGCGCUGAUUCUCCAGUCCAAGGAUCUGCUUUUCUCCAGAGGAAACAUGUCAGCCUUUGGUGAUUUAGAAAUUGCAAUAGACAACAUGAUGUUUAUUUUUUUUUAUUAUUAUUUUAUUAUUUUGUUUUUAGUUAUUGUGCAGCCAUAUUUUGCACUUAAGAAGCCUCAGACGCCUUGACAGCAAAGCAGAAUCAGCUGUAGCAGUUUUGGUGUUGAUGAACAUUUUACACUGCAAAAACUCAAAAUCUUACCAAGAUUAUUUGUCUUAUUUCAAGUCAAAAAUGUCUUAUUACUACUCAAAAUAUCUCAUUACACUUAAAAUAAGACAUGAUCAC
Myripristis murdjan (pinecone soldierfish) is the source of this 1963-nucleotide messenger RNA. RefSeq names its product zinc finger protein 277 (gene znf277). NCBI's taxonomy places the organism in Eukaryota, Metazoa, Chordata, Actinopteri, Holocentriformes, Holocentridae. The record is from RefSeq and is a predicted model, not a curated record. The coding region runs from base 50 to 1363 and encodes 437 amino acids. The transcript is spliced from 12 exons.